AUGGCCGCAUCGCCUGCCACCGGCUACCUGCUGGACGCUGCCAGCGCCGGCUCGGGCCUGGCGAUCGCCCUCGCCCCGUCGUUCGCGAUGUCCGCCACUUACCUGGCGAUGGCCGACAGCCUUGGCCUGGCCAUGCAGAACGCAGUGGCCAACCAGCAACGCGGCCAGGUCACCGCCGGCGCCAGCCUGGCCCAGAUCGUCGACAGCGUCAGUGCCGCCUCGACCCUGCUGGUGGCCCAGGGGCCGGCGCAGUCCUUCAGCAUGCUCGACAUGGUCAUGCUGGAGACGCUGGGCACGGCCAUGCACAACGCGGUUGCGCGCCAGCAGGGCGCGGGCAUGGUCAGCAACGCCGCGGUCACCGCCGCCUGCGCGAAGAUGAUCAAUGCCCCCUGGCCGGUGCCACCGCCGCCUCCGCUUCCCCCGCCGCCGCCACCGCCGCAGGUCAUUCCCCUGCCAGGGCCGGUGCCGGCGCCGCCUUCGCCCGCGGCGGUGAUCGCCGCGGCUACCGCAGAAGGAAAGACCGCCAUCAGCGUCCUGCAGGCACAGACCCACGGUGCCACUGCCGACGCUGCGGCCGCCACCGCCAGCCUGCACACGCUCGAACAGCUUGCAGGCGACGGCGCGGCGCCCGCGCCCGGACCUGCGCCCGACUCCACGCCCGGUCCGGAACCGGCAGCGGGUCCCGCCCACGACCCCGCGCCAGACUCCCCCUCCACCGCGGCCGCCGGCGGCACCGACGCCACGCCGUGA
Messenger RNA from Cylicocyclus nassatus, 750 nucleotides. Lineage: Eukaryota; Metazoa; Nematoda; Chromadorea; Rhabditida; Strongylidae. The record is from the annotation of a GenBank genome assembly.